CCGAGAGAAGCCGCAUACACACUGCAUCUGCGAGAAAGCGGAAACAAAUAACAGAGGAUUUUAAUAAGAAAAGGAGCUAUUACACAAGCACCAAGCUACAAAUUGUAAGUGUCAAAUCCACAGCAUAAGCGCUACAAAGCGGGAAUAGUGGCCUGAAUUAAGUCAGCUGUGCUAAGAGGGUACUUGACGGCUACAUUUAUUCGAGGAUCUAGCCGCUGAGUAGCGGGUCGCUGACAAGAGGAGAGGCUCACACCUACCGACCGUAGGUUGGAUUCUGGAUUUUUUUUCAGUUUAAAACUUGUCUCCACUGUCCAACGAGGAACAAACCCUGUCCUCACCACCGCUGUACCUGUAACUCGCAGCACACGCCGGCGUCCAACAUCCUUCACCAUGGAGGCCCUUGCCAAAUAUGAUUUUAAAGCCACUGCAGAUGACGAGCUAAGUUUCAAACGAGGGGAAAUACUAAAGGUUUUAAAUGAAGAAUGUGACCAAAACUGGUAUAAGGCGGAGCUCAAUGGGAAGGAUGGCUUCAUUCCUAAGAACUAUAUUGAGAUGAAAGCUCACCCGUGGUUCUUUGGGAAGAUCCCGCGAGCGAAGGCAGAAGAGAUGCUGAACAAACAGAGACAUGAUGGAGCCUUCCUGAUCCGAGAGAGUGAGAGCGCACCAGGGGACUUCUCUCUAUCCGUCAAGUUUGGAAACGACGUCCAGCACUUCAAGGUCCUGCGCGACGGAGCAGGGAAGUACUUCCUGUGGGUGGUCAAGUUCAACUCACUCAAUGAGCUGGUGGAUUACCACCGCUCCACUUCCGUGUCACGAAACCAGCAAAUAUUCUUGAGGGACAUCGAACAGGUUCCUCAGCACCCCACCUAUGUCCAGGCGCUGUUCGACUUUGACCCUCAGGAGGACGGUGAGCUGGGCUUCCGCCGUGGUGACUUCAUCCAGGUUCUGGACAACUCCGACCCAAACUGGUGGAAAGGAGCAUGCCACGGCCAGACGGGCAUGUUCCCGCGCAACUAUGUCACGCCUGUCAACCGGAACAUCUAACCCGCCAUGAAAAUGCCUCCCAAACACCAUCAUCCCAACCCCUCCCUCAGCCCCCGCAACCCGCAGAGACCUGGAAGGAGAUGGAGAGGAAGAGCAUGGAGUGGGGGUAGGGGCGGGGGCUCCAGAGCAAAGCCCACCUUCAUACUGAGAACGUUGUGGUCACACUGGAACUGUCAGUGGAAAAACCCAGAGAAACAAAGCGUAGUGCUCCAGAUCCCCCAUCACUGCUGCUUCUGCCUCUGCCCAGUCCUAUCUGUGCUCUCCACGCAUGGUCUACUCACAAAUUCCUAAUGCUCUAUUUAAAACAAAAAUCUGGAAAAAAUGUAAAGUACUAAAAAAAACAAACUAUGCUAACUGCAGCAGGUCUCCAAGUGGGAGACCAAUGGAAGCCUUGGGCUGUAUGGAGAAAUCACAUAUAGAAAUUCCAAUUUUAAGAGUGUGUGGGUAUGUGUGUACACACACGCACGCACACACGUAUAUGUAUAUGUAUGUAUGUGUUUGUCAGUUUUACCUCGCUUCCUUAUGAGCAGGUGUUUUGUUUUCCAUAGUGUAAAUGAUGUUAUGGUUGUUGUAAGUCAGGGUAAGACUUAGUUGCUCUGGGUCCUGUUGAAUAGUCCCUUUAAUCGUUGGGGGUGUCUGAGUGCUCUCCGAUAGGAGGAAAUAAUUAAGGCACAGAAAUUCCAUUUUAAGCAUCCUUUUUGGUCUAGCUAAAGGAAACCAAUGAAAUGCUAAUGUGGAGCUAAUGGGCAGGAAAAUGUGGAGGGCAAACUGCUGCGUGGGUUGUGAUGUAUGAAAGCAUAUGAUAAUUGAGCCGCCAUUUAGCCAGUGGCUUCACCGCAGGUAUUUUGCCCUGAGAUCAUGAAUGUAGCUGUCUUAAGCCAACUGGAUGUUCACACGAGGGAGACACAGUCACAGAGCUCAACAGACCACUGCAAAGCAUUUCAAAGACAAGCUGAAUUUCUUUGCUUAAUACUCUUUACAGCUGUGUUUCACACACAAAUGCAUACAGAUACACAUGCACACUGUACAGAUACAUGCACACAUGUGUGUGCAGACACCAUGAUUGAUUGGGUAAUGGAGUAAGGUCAUUGCCAGCAAGUGGCCAGCCUGGAACAGUCGACCUGUCUGAUGAUCAUUUGUGUUUGGUCUUGCGCUGAGCAGCCGAGCACUUUUCCCUCCCUUCCUGGUUCUGUUGGUGUUUUUGUUCCCCUCCUCUCUGGAUAGUGCCUUUGUCCCUCUCGCCAUUGGACAGCCCUGCAUGGUGUGGAAAUGCCCAUACUAUCCCAGCACCCCCUGCAUCUGGCCUUCUCUCUGCUAUUAUCAACAAGGAGGCCCUUUUAUUCAAACGCUUUGUCUGUCUGUGCUUGUCUUCUUUUCCUAAUGAUACUCAGUGUUGAUUUUAUUUUUUUU
Molecule: messenger RNA, 2454 nt
Organism: Megalops cyprinoides (Indo-Pacific tarpon)
Lineage: Eukaryota; Metazoa; Chordata; Actinopteri; Elopiformes; Megalopidae
Product: growth factor receptor-bound protein 2
Exons: 6
Coding region: 391-1044 (217 amino acids)
Molecular function (GO): protein binding
Source: RefSeq, a predicted model, not a curated record